Molecule: messenger RNA, 1602 nt
Organism: Acipenser ruthenus (sterlet)
Lineage: Eukaryota; Metazoa; Chordata; Actinopteri; Acipenseriformes; Acipenseridae
Product: BTB/POZ domain-containing protein KCTD21-like
Exons: 1
Coding region: 435-1262 (275 amino acids)
Biological process (GO): protein homooligomerization
Molecular function (GO): protein binding
Source: RefSeq, a predicted model, not a curated record
GCCUAGACUAGAGACAGCUCGCCUGUCGCUUUAAAAAAAAAGAGGGAGGGAGAGAGAGAGAGAGAGAGAGAGGGAGAGAGGGAGAGAGAGAGAGAGAGAAAACAAAACAAGUCUUAAAAGUGAUAAAACACGGAGUGGAAAGCGAGCCUCUCAUCCGAACUGACUCGCCUAUCCAUGUUGUGCAAAACACAGUCUGUCUCUCGCUGUCUGAUGAAAAUAAAUCGCUGUGUUAUGCAAUGCGAAAGUCAGCUGACUGACUCUAAAGCAGGAGGCUCCGGACGGUUUGCGAAAAUACUUUGGCGUAGUAUUAAAAACUUAUUCUGUAAGCGGUGUGGGAAAAAAAUCUGUGUGUGUGUGUAGACUUUUUUAUUUGAUUUUAUUAACUUUUUUUAAAAAAAAAGAGAACAUUUAAAAGAUUGCACAACAAAAACAGUAUGUUAAACUCGAACAACCCGGAUAAAACCGAGUUUCAAGAUCCCGUCUCGAUAAACGUAGGCGGGCAAAUUUACACGACAACGCUGUCGACUCUGACUCGCUUCCAGGACUCCAUGCUCGGGGCGAUGUUCAGAGGGAAGCUGCCUCUUCUGAAGGACCGAAAGGGCAAUUUCUUUAUCGACCGGGACGGCAAAGUCUUUCGGCACAUCCUCAACUACCUCCGGUCUAGCUCGCUGGACCUCCCGCGGGACUUCAGCGAAAUGCAGCUGCUGAAACGAGAAGCGGAUUUUUACCAGAUCGGACCUCUGCUGGAGGAACUGGCUCAACACGAAUCCGGUUUCCUGCAAGCGGCGGGGAGAAGCGCCGUCCUUACCGCGGACGUGAGCUGCCAAGCCCGGACGCUGCACUUCAACUUGAAAAGGAGCCCCGAAAACUUCGAGCUCUUCAGCUGCACGGUCCAAAUUUACACCGCGAAUGUGUUCUGCACGUCCCGUGCGGUGGUGGAGCUGCUGUGCCGCAGUUUCUCUUACCAGACCCCAGAGGGCGCCGUGCCCCCGCAAGCCGAGGAGGGACAGCCGAACUACCUGCGGCUCCAGUGGACCCCUCGGCCGGCCGAAAUGCCGGUGGAGCUGUUCAACAAGCAAGGCUACCGGCGGCUGACAGUCGCCCCCGUCCCGUCCACCGAGAGCACAGUUGUGCAGGACGCCCGGAGCUUCGUGGAAUGGAUGCUGCAGCUGGCGCUAGCCGAAGGCUUUCGGGUGGACUCGGUUUUUCCCGACUCUUCCGAUAUUUUGAACUGCGUGUCACUGCGGUUCGUGAGAUAUUGAAACGGACAGUACCCCCACACACACACCUUAGUAUUAUUAUUGUUUUCCGUAAUGUAUGGUUUUUUUUUUUUGUUGGUGGUUAAAUUAUUUAAAUGUUAAACAAAGGUCAAUCUUAAGCGUUUUUUGUUUUAAAUAGCGCUUUCUAAUGGAAAUGAUAAUAUACUACUACUAAUAAUAAUAAUACUUGAAGGGGUCUCUGUUAUAAUAGGGUUAAACCAUUCAAAUAAACAUCCGAGCAAAUCUCAGUAUUUCUACUAACUAUUAACCUCAUUAGUCGAGGAAUGUGGUUUUGCAUAUAUAUAUAUAGAGAGAGAGAGAGAGAGAGAGAGAGAGAGAGAGA